Messenger RNA from Cuculus canorus (common cuckoo), 3096 nucleotides. It is a transcript of the gene FLVCR2, whose product is annotated as FLVCR heme transporter 2. Lineage: Eukaryota; Metazoa; Chordata; Aves; Cuculiformes; Cuculidae. Gene Ontology annotation, cellular component: membrane. The transcript has 11 exons. Gene Ontology annotation, biological process: transmembrane transport; heme export. The record is from RefSeq and is a predicted model, not a curated record. Gene Ontology annotation, molecular function: heme binding; heme transmembrane transporter activity. The coding region runs from base 51 to 1481 and encodes 476 amino acids.
GGUGGUGCCGGCGGCGAGGCACGGGCGGAGCGGCGGCGCGGGCGGCGGGCAUGGCGCGGGGGCUGCCGGCGGGUCCGAGCGCUGCCGGCUCGGCUGAGGUGCGGCUGUCCCGGCGGCGCUGGGCCGUGCUGCUGCUGUUCAGCGGCUACUCGCUGUGCAACGGCUUCCAGUGGAUCCAGUACGGCAGCAUCAACAAUAUCUUCGUGCGCUUCUACGGCGUGAGCGCCUUCGCCGUCGACUGGCUGUCCAUGUGCUACAUGCUCGCCUACAUCCCGCUGCUGUUCCCCGCGGCCUGGCUGCUGCACCGGCGCGGGCUGCGCCCCAUCGCUCUGGCCGGGGCGGCGCUCAACGCCCUGGGCGCCUGGGUGAAGCUGGGCAGCCUGAAGCCCUCCCUCUUCCCCGUCACCGUCCUGGGACAGGUGAUCUGCGCCCUGGCGCAGGUCUUCAUCCUGGGCAUGCCCUCGCACAUCGCCUCCGUCUGGUUCGGCUCCCACGAGGUCUCUACCGCCUGCUCCAUCGCUGUCUUUGGCAACCAGCUUGGCAUCGCUGUGGGUUUUCUGGUCCCUCCAGUUCUGGUUCCUAAUGUUGAGGAUGUGGAGAAGCUGGCCUACCACAUCAGCAUCAUGUUCUUCAUUACGGCAGGUGUGGCAACAGCCCUCUUCAUCCUGGUCAUCAUAGUUUUCAAGGAGAAGCCCCAAUACCCUCCAAGCCGAGCUCAGGCCUUGAUCCAGUCAAGACCGACAGAGGACUGUUCCUAUGUGCAAUCAAUUCUCCAUCUGCUCCGCAACAUCAACUUUUUGCUGCUUAUGAUCACUUACGGUCUGAAUGCAGGUUGCUUCUACGCCCUGUCCACUCUGCUGAACCGCGUGGUGAUGAGUCACUACCCAGGGGAGGAGGUGAAUGCUGGCAGGAUUGGACUCACCAUUGUACUGUCAGGGAUGGUUGGGGCUCUAAUCUCCGGCAUCUGGUUGGACAGAACCAAAACCUACAAACAGACAACACUAGCUGUCUAUAUCAUGUCUCUGAUUGGAAUGAUAGUCUUCACCUUCACUCUUAACCUCGGCCACCUCUGGGUUGUAUUUGUGACUGCAGGCAUACUAGGGUUUUUCAUGACAGGGUACCUUCCUCUGGGCUUUGAGUUUGCUGCAGAACUGACUUACCCAGAAUCAGAAGGAACAUCAUCAGGGCUCCUUAAUGUCUCAGCACAGAUUUUUGGUAUAGCUUUCACCAUCAGCCAAGGGCAAAUCAUGGAUCACUUCGAUACAAGGGCAGGAAACCUCUUUCUUUGUUCCUUCCUGUUCUUGGGGACCAUUAUGACAGCAUUCAUUAAGGCUGAUCUCCGAAGACAUCAGGCCAAUUUGAAUAUUGAACAGACAAGACUACAAGGCAGCAAUCAGAUCAUGGAUUAUGGGACUGUAGCUUGUAACCCUAACCCCAUCAAUUCCCAUUCCUGCUCACUAGCUCAUACACAAAGAAGGUGAUGCCAGAAGCCCGCGCUGAUCCCAUAGUCCUGGAGGAAUCAAAGCUGUGAAAUGGAGGGGUGGUAGAGCUGGGUGAUGCAGCCACCUUCAUUCCCAUCUUUGCUACCUACGCUGUCCUCCUGUUCCAUGUGCAUCAUGGCAGGGGGUCGCAGCCUCAGGACAGGAGCUCAGUGAACUGCUUGUAGAGAGUGUGAAAGAACAAAACAAGAACGGAGUUGCUCUCUUCAACUGCAUCUUGCGGUUUUGGAGACUUCGCUGCUUGGGAGGAAAAGUUGGGAAUACCCACUGCUUCCCCCCAUCCCACCAUACAUGCUUGGAAAAGAAAAGGUACAUGUGCUGAGAAAAGCCGUAGUUCCAGGCUAGCCCUGAGCACAUGAUGGCGACAUCUUGCCCGUGGCUCUCACAGGUGAGCUGUGACAUGAAAUGCGGAAGCGGGACUGAGCUCACUCUGUGAGCAGCCCUGGAAAAGCUUUUGGGUGGCUCUCAAAGGGAAGGAUUGCUCUACCUCAGUGCCUGCGAUGCUGUGUUGCACAGGUGAUGGUAGAGGCUUUAACAUAUCACCAGCAAGUGCAAAACAGCACAUCUGCUGCUGCCAGCUCUGGUUUUGUUACAUGGCUGUCCCAGAUGAAGCACUCAGUCUGUGGGUAAACCUCUAAUCAAAUUCACUGAGGUUGCCCUGAUGUUCCCGUUGGGAACAUGUUGGGAGUAAUUGAGAGAAACCUCUCUGGAGGUGAGGACUAGUACUGAUGCUUAUGUUGAAGCUACAGCCUAAGCUCAUCACUACACUGGCAACAGGAGUCAAACCACAAACUCCCGGGGCUGAGGACUGUAUCUUCAUCCUUAAUGAUAAAGUGCCUUCUGCAUAUUUCCAUGCCAUAUAGAAACUUUUGUUUUAUGAGAUAAUCAGCAAAAGCUGUGUUACUCUUCACAGCCAUGAGGGGUUCAAGUAUGAUGGGAAUACAGAUUUGCUCGAGUGUUGAGGCUUGUCGUGAUAACAGACAACAGAAGCAGCAGCCUCUUCCUAGCAUUUGUGUCUUGUAGACACUGCCCCUCUGUAUGCUGCUGUUUAUCUUCUAUGCACAAAUGUAGAUCCUUAUGUCCUGUCUCCUUCCUUUCCAGCAUCUCUCCACUGGUGGAGACAUGAAGUGUCCUUAUACUCCUCAUUUAGGGGAGGGCACAAAACCCACAACCGCAUAGAAUGGAUAAAAAUAGUCCUUGCUGACAUACCAUUUCUGACAUUUUUAUGGGUGAAAUUAUACUGUCUUUUGACACAUUAAAAAAUUCAAGUCCUAUCUUUGGUAGUUUGGGAUUGAGGAUGGGUCUCUAAAAUGGCUUUUCAAUACACAUUUUUAUAUACGAUAAAAACAUUUGAAAUAUACAAUGAAACUUGACGCAUAUUAAAUUGUUGAAACAUUCUGCAUCUGACUCUCUUAAUAGCAUAAAAUGUUUUGCAGAAUGGAAAAAUCAUCUUUGUGCCCAGUGUUACUGUUGUGCUCUUUUCUUCUCAUCUGUCUUUUUCCUCUCUUUAUUCUGCACGUGGACCAUCUCCCCAGCUAGGAGAUCCUGCUGGCUCCUUCCUACCGCCUGUGCACUGCUCAUCUGCUCUGGGCAUUAU